Aspergillus calidoustus is the source of this 2474-nucleotide messenger RNA. NCBI's taxonomy places the organism in Eukaryota, Fungi, Ascomycota, Eurotiomycetes, Eurotiales, Aspergillaceae. The record is from the annotation of a GenBank genome assembly.
GAAAUUUUAGGGUGGCAGAAUUCAUGUAGGUGGCGCUGGUGACAGGAGGCGGUGAAAGCACGUGACUUUCUAUGCGCCACCCUCUCUCGAGCUCAAGCAGUGAUCAUUGGCGGGCCGUCCAGUGUCAACACGCGGCUUCUCCAAACUAAAGCCACAGUUUAUCGCACGACCGAUCGCAGGCUGAUUCUAGAAUAAGCACUGGAGGCUGUCUGCAAGCUCUCGACUUCUAUGAUCCCAUUGCCGCCUCUUUCUAGGAUUCCUUGUCCUAACUGGGUCUUCUGUUGAGCGAGAGCGCUCCGUCUUAUAGCUCCAAUUCACGAUGAGAGCCUGGCUUCGCGGCCUGGGGUUGUCUGCCUUACUGGCAGGGCAAGCCCUUGCUAAUGAAGCGGAAUUGACGCAAGAUAUCUCGCAUCGUUUGCAAUGCUCCGGCAUGUAUAGCCGCAAGGCUUGGGGUGGAAACGUCGACCCCUUCAUCCUGACCAAGUUCGCCAAAGUUACACCACCCGACGAUGCCAACCCCCUAGUCAGUCUAGUGAUAUUCGAAUGGUCCGACGAGAAUCUGAUAGGGAGACAAGUUUCCGACGAUCCCGAUAAAUACCAAUCGAUUUGCGAUCAAGCCAGUGUCGAAGCUGACCUCUGCACGAAAGACCAGCUCGGCUCUUUCCUUCUUGCGCCGAACGCAACUGAUGCCUCCAAGUUUCAAAUCAUUUCGAAAGCAGUAAACCUCAGAAGCCCUGACGCGAUCAACUAUCCCGUGAAAAAGACAGGUUACUACUGUGUCAGCACAUAUGCCUACUCCGGUCAGGAUUAUAAAGCUGUGGUGGAAUUCCGGAAUGCAUAUGGAGAGCUUCCAGCCGCUCAAAUCCCGAAGUUGCCUUUCUAUGGAGGCUUGACUAUUGUCUAUGCAGUGAUUGGACUGUACUGGGCAUUUCUCUACGUCCAGAACCGUCACGACAUUUUACCUGUCCAGAACUACAUUACUGCAAUUCUAGUGUUCUUGAUUGUGGAACAAUUGAUGACCUGGGGUUUCUAUGACUAUCAAAACCGACACGGAUUGAAUGUCGGCGCAAAGGUGCUGAUGGUAAUUGUAGCUGUCCUCAACGCAGCUCGUACCUCGUUCUCCUUCUUCCUUCUUCUGAUCGUCUGCAUGGGUUAUGGCGUUGUUAAGCCGUCCCUUGGUCGGACUAUGGUAUAUGUUCGGAUCCUUGCCAUCGCCCACUUCGUUUUUGCCGUGAUAUAUGCCGUAGCCAGCUUGUCUAUUACCCCUGAAGCUGCAGGCAUACUCAUUUUGUUCAUUGAACUGCCUCUUGCUGCUACGUUGACUGCAUUCUAUGUGUGGACUCUGAGCUCACUGAACGCCACGAUGAAAGACCUCGUCGACAGGAAGCAAAAGACCAAGGCUAUGAUGUACAAGAAGCUUUGGUGGUGCUUGCUAGGCAGCAUCAUCAUUCUCUUCGGCUUUAUCUUCAUCAAUGCGCUUGCCUUCGCUAGCCGCACGGAAGCCGACUUCCUCCCUGAGCAUUGGAAGACCCGAUGGUUUGUCCUGGAUGGAUGGCUCAGUAUUGUGUAUCUCAUGGAUUUGGCAUUCAUUGCCUACCUAUGGCGCCCAACCGCCAACAACAGGCGAUUCGCUAUGAGUGAUGAACUUGCCCAAGAUGAUGAUGGAUUCGAGAUUCGUUCUUUUGGAGGAGCUCUCGAUGAAGAGGAUGCCCUUGGUGACUUGGACGAACACUCUCCGCACGAGCCACGUCGUGACUUAUCUCCGGUACCACCUAAGCCUGUCCCAUCUGCGGCACGUACUCGUGAGUCACUAGAUGGUGAAACCAUCUUCGCCGUUGGCGAAGACGGCGACAGGUGGUCCGACGAAGAUGACUCUCCACGCAACUCAAGCGAACGGAAGGCGCUCACAAAGGAUACGGAUUAGAUCACUGGUCUUUCCUUCUUGGAGGGGUGAUUUCGACGAACCGUGACGACCAGUCGCAUGGGCUUUUGUAUUGAUAUUAGGGCUCUGAUGGCUGAUGUACAUCAAGCCAUUCUGCCGAGACAGAUCACGCAAUGGCUUCUUGGAUCUUGGCUGUAUUCGACUAUUGCAGGCAUAUGGCGGCGUUAUCGAUUGGGUUUUUUCCCCCCCCCUGCAGCUUUUAUCUCACAUGUCUCUUUACCCGCUAUUUAAUAUCUUCUGUGAUUUGAUGAGGGAUGAACUAUUCUAUAUCCGCAAUUAUACCUUGUACAAGUCCCGGUAUCUGGGGUUGAGGUUUCCUAGCAUACAAAGCCUCCAGAACAUCAGUAUCUCCUCUAGUUCGAAUCAAAUCAUUAGUAUAGGCAGUAACUCAAUGACUCAACGCAGUUCGAAGGUUGAAGAUUCAUGUAGAAAAACAGACUCAUUUGAGUCAAGUGAGCCUGCAUUUGACACAUAAGUCACCCCACUGCACCCCACCAUGCGAAGUCUUAAAACAGGCAAUCCCAAAUCUCCC